GAGUCUCCGGUGAGCGGCGGUGUUGUGCUUGUCUCUCUCAUACUCCGCUCUACAAAGUUUGGCGAGCCAUAUCCUUCUGCAAUCAAACAGCAAAGAUCUAACAUCGUUUCGCUCAGCAUAAUUUCCAUAUUUUACAGACACAAAAAAAGGAACAGAAGGAACUAAUAUCCAGAGGCCAUAGGCAUAUGCUGGUAGCCCCAUUAUCUCCUUUUCUUUAGGUGGUCAAGCAUAACCAAAUAUGGAAGGCACCCCGGUUGAAAUUUUCAAAGAAGACAAGUGCCUCACGGCGCUCGUCGAAGACUGUUAUAUGAAUGCUACUUCGCAGUCUGGAUACCCAGAAGGUCACAAUCUGACUUUUGACUCUGACUGGGAAGAGGAUCCCAUGUCCCCAAUCAUCCCCAUCAUCACAGCUGUGUACUCCGUGGUGUUCGUGGUGGGCCUGGUGGGCAACUGCCUCGUCAUGUACGUUAUCAUCAGGUAUACAAAGAUGAAGACAGCCACCAACAUUUACAUCUUCAACCUGGCUCUGGCUGACGCCCUGGUCACCACGACGAUGCCUUUCCAGAGUACUGACUACCUGUUGAACUCGUGGCCGUUUGGCGAGGUGGUGUGUAAGGUGUUCAUCUCCAUCGACUACUACAACAUGUUUACCAGCAUCUUCACCCUGACCAUGAUGAGUGUGGACCGCUAUGUCGCCGUCUGCCACCCGGUCAAGGCCCUGGACUUCCGGACACCGAUCAAAGCCAAGAUCAUCAACAUAUGUAUCUGGAUGCUGUCCUCUGCAGCAGGGGUACCAGCACUGUUACUGGGUGGCACCCAGUCCAACAAUGGAACCACGGAGUGUGCCUUGCAGUUCCCGGAACCGUACGUGUACUGGGACACCUUGAUGAAGGUCUGUGUGUUUGUGUUUGCCUUCGUGGUGCCCGUGCUCAUCAUCACCGUGUGUUACACCCUCAUGGUGCUGCGACUCAAGAGCGUGCGUCUCCUCUCGGGCUCCCGGGAAAAGGACCGGCAGCUGCGGCGCAUCACCCGCCUGGUCAUGGUGGUGGUCGUGGUGUUCGUAGUGUGCUGGACGCCCAUCCACAUCUUCAUCCUGGUCAAGGCGCUGGUGAGCGUGCCCGAGACCACCGCCGUCAUGGCCGCCUACUUCUUCUGCGUGGCGCUGGGCUACACCAACAGCAGCCUCAACCCCGUCCUCUAUGCCUUCCUGGAUGAGAACUUCAAGAGGUGCUUCAAGGACUUCUGCCUGCCUAAAAAGCUGAAGGGGGACAAUGCCUCAGGGAAGAACAACAGGAGCACCGUGAGGGGAGGAAGGGAGGCCCAACUUCCACUGGAGAACCCAGAUGGGACUAGAAAGCCGGCAUGACUAGCCAUGGAGAUGUCUUCCAUUUCCCGCGUUGGAAAGGAAGACUCCAAUGAUCUGGGCCUAACCCAGGUGACAUCAGGAAUGUAAGCACACACAACAAUGCUAAUUUAGAUGACUGGUGUUCGUUCCAUUUGUUUUACUGUUAGACCCAAAUCAAUGGUCCGAUUCCUCACACUUAGAAAAGGAUAUAUCAUUAUUCUUUGAUGUCGUAUUUAUUUGCACACAUCAAGAGGAGGAAAAAAACAUUCCACAUGCCAACUAUAGGACACACUUGAAAAUGAUAAGAACCUAUAUUAUCUCAGUUUUACUGUGUUCCUUCAUAGUUACUUGUUAUGCUGACUCUGCAUCUGCACAGUUCUAAUUGGAUUGCAAGAUGCAACAUCCUCCUUCUAGCCUCUGCCAUUCAAUGAAAUAGUUAUCCUUGACAAAACAUCAAUAAUGAUUGGGGAAGCGCUUUAAAGGGGCAACCUGGGAUUGGCACAUCCAUCUAUUUUUGCCAUAUCUGUCUCUACCAACCAAUGUGUAUGUGGUGCAGAGAUCUAUUACCUCCUUUGGGAGUGGGGCACCCUUAUGGGUGGCAGGUAGAACAAGGCAGUUAACCCACUGUUCCUAGGCCGUCAUUGAAAAUAAGAAUUUGUUCUUAACUGACUUGCCUAGUUAAAUAAAGGUUAAAAAAUAUAUAAAAAAAUGGCAUGAUAACACAAAAACCUUAGUAUUUUUCAAGUCAAAACAUAUUUGAUUUGUCACAUGCGCCAAAUACAACAGGUGUAGGUAGACCUUACAGUGAAAUGCUUACGUACAAGCCCUUAAUCAACAGUGCAGUUUUAAGAAAAUACACAAAAAAAGUAAGAGAUAAACAAAUAUUUAAAGAGCAGCAGUAAAUAAUAAUAGUGGGACUAUAUUCAGGGGGUACCGGUACAGAGUCAAUGUGCGGGGGGCACCGGUGUCGAAGUAAUAUGUACAUGUAGGUAGAGUUAUUAAGGUAACUAUGCAUAGAUAAUAACAGAGAGUAGCAUCAGUGUAGAGGGGGGGGGGCAAUGCAAAUAGUCUGGGUAGCUGGUCAGGAGUCUUAUGGCUUGGGGGUAGAAGCUGUUUAGAAGCCUCUUGGACCUAGACUUGGCGCUACGGUACCGCUUGCCGUGCGGUAGCAGAGAGAACGGUCUAUGACUAGGGUGGCUGGAGUCUUUGACAAUUUUUAGGGCCUUCCUCUGACAGCGCCUGGUAUCGAGGUCCUAUCUAUUUAUAUUUUUGGGGCUAGGGAAAGCUUGUAUUCUAUGGAGAUGAAACACAGGCCUCGGCAUGGUGGUCUGCAGGAUGGGAGCUACUAAAGAGCUGCUGGAAAUGAGUCAGUCAGAAUAUCCUUUAUACAUGUUGAUGAAAUCCUCAGGGACAUAGAAAGUACUGGGUGUUAGACAUUUUGCCUUGCAAUAUACUCCCUGGCCAGUUUAUUAGGUACAUCACCACGUUCAUAGAAAUGGAUCGCUCCUACAGACAGUGAGCCACGUGGCCAAGGCUUGCUAUAUAAAGCAGGCAGACAGGCAUCGAGGCAUUCAGUUACUAAUCGAUUGAACGUUAGAAUGGGCAAAACAAGUGACCUAAGCAACUUUGAGCGUGGUAUGAUCGUCGGUGCCAGGUGCUCCAGAUCCAGUAUUUCAGAAACGGCACGACAGUGUCUAGGAGAAUAGUGUGACAAACAAAAAACAUCCAGUCAGCGGCAGUCCUGCGGUUGGUAACAGCUCGUUCAUGAGGUCGAAGGAAAAUGGCAAGAAUUGUCUAAGCUGACAGGCGGGAGCCAUAAGCAGACAAAUAACGGUGCAGUACAACAGUGGUGUGCAGAACUCGUCGAUCUUUGUCACGGAGGGGCUGUUGCUAUCACGUUUGCAGUAGACGGCCACACUGGGUUUCACUCAAUCACCAACACUGAACAAUUGAGGAGUGGAAAAACAUUGCCUGGUCCGAUGAAUCUCAGUUCCUGUUGCGUCAUAGUGAUGGCAGCCAGGAUUUGGCGUAAGCAGCAUGAGCCCAUUCUGCCUGAUGUCAACGAUACAGGCUGGUAACGGUGGUGUAAUGGUGUGGGGAAUAUUUUCCUGGCACACGUUAUGUCCCUUGAUUCCAAUUAAGAAACGCUUGAACGCCACAACGUAUCUGAACAUUGUUGCUGACCAAUGGGAUGAGAUGCAACGGGCUGUUCGAAGCAUGAUUGUACCGCCAUCCAAACUGCAGCAACUGCGUGAUGCCAUUGCAUCAGCAUGGACCAACAUCCCUGUGGAACAUUUCCAACACCUUGUAGAAUCCAUGGCCCGAAUAAUUCAGGCUGUUCUGUUGGCAAAGGGGGGUCCGGCCUGGUAUUAGAUGUGUCUACCUAAUAAACCGGCCGGUGAGUGUAGCUGCUGAUGAAAAUUCACUACAAAAAAUGUGUUAUGCUUAGAGUUUUAUUUGCUAUAUUCUAUAAAUGAAUGUAGUUGUCUACUUAUUUACAUAUCUUAUUGACUUUAUUUUUGGUCCAUUUUUGUUUUUAAUAUAUCUAUUUAUCUUACUGUAUUUAUCUGGUAUGCAUCCCAAAUAGCACCCUAUUCCUUAUAUAUUGCAUAUGUAAUCCAUGGACCCUGGUCAAAAGUAGUGCACUAUAUGGGGAAGAGGGUGGCACUUUUUUUUGUGAUGCAAGUUUGUCAUUCUGUAUGUUUCCGGGCCGUAUGUUUUGCCGAAGCAGCAGCAAUUCUUCCUGGGUUCCACACAAAAACAUAAAACACGACAAGUAACAAAAGCACUGAAACACUGAAAGACAAUAACAGUCACACAAAUGUAAAAUAUGAUAUACAACAACAAAAACACACAUAUAUAUAUAUAUAUAUAUAUAUAUAUGUGUGCCUUUUACGUCCAGGAUAAAGCAUCUCCAGCCAGAAGUAAAGGUUUGAUACUACAACGUGGACACUGGGGUCAAUUCAGCGCUCACAUUUAUCAAAAUACAGCCCUGCCAAACCCAAAGUCAAGCAUGUAUAAGUGUGCUGUUUGACCCUAGUCUGGCUGAUGCUCGGGGGACAUUGAGAAGCCAACAAACUUCCCAGUGAGCUAAAUUUGUUUAAAAGGGCGUUGAAAAGAUGCUGUAACGACGUUAAAAAUGUAUUUUUAACCUAUUUUUUUGCUCACUGGAAACACGUUCGUUAAGAAGAGUUACUGUAGGUGACUUGAGACAGGCUCAUGUGAAAAUCCUGGACUUGAAUGUUUUUUUUUUUUUCUUCAAAUUUGACAGAGGGCUUACAUCAACGUUGACGUCUGGAGCUAUCUCCUUUGUGUCAAGUUGUUCGUUUUAUGAUAUCAAUCGCGUGCUGUUUAUAUGGCUUGCGCCUGGAUACACGUGUUCAUAUUUGUACAUUCUUGCCGUAGAGAAACAUGAGUAUGUCAAUGCAACCUAGGAAAAUAAAUACAUUCAGAUUACUGUGUGAUUUAAAAUAUAAAUAAAUAAAUACUAUAUGAAUCUUAUACAUAAAUUGCGUAGUCAGAAAAUAUAAUUGCACAGGCAUUUUGAAAUGUGCCAUUAUUUCAUUCAUGUCAUGGAGCAUUGCAAUGGGACGUAUUUAAACUAAAUCAUUCAAGUGUUUAAACGUUUGGACAAGCAACGUUGGCGAAGCAAAUGCUUGAUAGUUACCUCUGUUUGUAAAUGUUUGAAUUCUCACCACUUAUCCUUUGGAAUGUGUAUUCAAUGACUACGAUGUACUGUGUAACUUACAUGUCUUUCAUUCUUAGAACCAUGGCAUUUGUGGUUAUGAUUCGUGGUUAUAACUUAUGAUUCAUUCUCAGAGCCAUGUAGUACAUUAUAAAUGCAUUCCUCUUCCGUUUAAAGGGGCAAUCUGGGAUUGGUUCAUCCAUUUUUGGACUAUUAAAUGAAAUACAACCAUUGAUUCUUAAAGAAUAUAACUUAUGAGUGCUUCAUGAGCUUAUUUAAACUAUUAUGCCAGGACUCAAAUUAUAAAGUUGUUUGUCGGUUUGUUUUCAUGAAUGGUCAGUCCUCGCAUCAAUAGCUGGUUAUAUUACAUUUCUCCAGCCCCAUCCCUCAGCUGUUUUACCAAAUCAAGUGGCGUUGUGACUGCUUUGUUGUUCUUCAAAUCCCAGAUUGCCCAUUUAUGAGUUUGAUAACCAACCUAAUUCAGUCUAUCGUAUCUGAAUAAGGACCCGGAUAGAGCACUGUUGAUAAUAGCCUUUCGAAUGAUUUUAAAAGGAAGAUGCAUAAAACACAAUCUUGGUGUAUUUUUAGACCUGUUUUACCGUGUCAUUGUGUCCUUUUCUUUGUGACUAAUUGUGGUGUCUUUGUUGGAGUACAGACACCCGUUUAGUCAUAUCAAAGGCACAGACACACAGUUAUGUAAGUGGCUGUCUUGCUGUGAAAACACAGAAACACUUUUUAAAAAAUGUGUUUAGAGUUGAGGGCAACAAGACUUUGAGAUAUGAUUCAAAAUAAUAACAAUAGUUUAUGAAUUCAUACGAGACAGAAAUGUGUCUUCUGCUGUACCCAAUUCUGGGUAAAACAUGUCCUAAUUUGUCAUUAACUGUUGUUUAAUAUCAUUGUUUCAAAAUCUCAUUCACCCGUUCAGUUUUCUUUCAAAUGUACAGGAGGUGCUCAGCAGUGGCGUCGUUAGGCCUGGGUUUCUGUGUCUUCAGCCCCCCCAUGUUUUUGAUGCAGCCCCAAACCAUGCAGUAUAAAAAUUAAAUAUAUGUUUUACUGACAACUUUAAUGACAAAAAAAAAAAAAACAUCCAAUAUACUGUGCUAGACAGUAGCAGGCACUGCAAGAAGCCCCUGGAGUGACGAGGUGCCCGCUGUGGUUUCAGAACGCAGUGGACCACUUUGUUUUUAUUAGUCUUUUUAUCCACUAAGCUACUUACGUUUUCUAGGGUUGUUGCAUUGCCAAGAUGUUAACCUGCAAGUAAGAAUUUCAUUGCACUGUGUACUCCAUGUAUGUUAUGUGUAUAUGACAAAUAAACAAACGUGA
This is a messenger RNA of Oncorhynchus kisutch (coho salmon), 6353 nucleotides long. Its product is annotated as delta-type opioid receptor-like. Gene Ontology annotation, biological process: G protein-coupled opioid receptor signaling pathway; neuropeptide signaling pathway; sensory perception of pain. The record is from RefSeq and is a predicted model, not a curated record. Gene Ontology annotation, cellular component: plasma membrane; neuron projection. Bases 239 to 1366 code for a protein of 375 amino acids. Lineage: Eukaryota; Metazoa; Chordata; Actinopteri; Salmoniformes; Salmonidae. The transcript is spliced from 4 exons. Gene Ontology annotation, molecular function: neuropeptide binding; dynorphin receptor activity.